GAAGUGACGUUGUGUGAGCGCCGAUACGCCCGUGUCGUUAUAGAUGAUAAGCGACAUUUAGAGAAACCGAGAAUUUGUCCUGCAGCCGCUAAUAAAGUGUUUACAGGACAACAGCCAAGCAGUAAACAUGCACACUGCACUGAGGAGGGGAUGACGGGCCGGUUUUUAACACAAACACUUCACUUUCACUAAAAACAUUAAAACGUGUUAAAAACAAAAUGUCCGGAAAACACUUUAAUGUGCAUGAAGUGGGCUGCUGUAUUAAAUAUUUCAUCUUCGGCUUUAAUAUUAUAUUCUGGCUGCUGGGCGUGGCCUUCCUGUCUGUUGCUUUAUGGGCCUGGAGUGAAAAGGGCGUUCUGUCCAACAUCUCGUCCAUCACAGAUCUUGGUGGUUUUGAUCCUGUCUGGUUGUUCCUGGUUGUUGGGACGGUGAUGUUUGUGCUCGGGUUCGCCGGCUGCAUCGGAGCGCUGAGAGAAAACUCCUUCCUGCUCAAGUUUUUCUCUGUGUUUUUGGGAAUCAUCUUCUUCCUGGAGCUGACUGCUGGAGUCCUGGCCUUCGUCUUUAAGGACUGGAUCAAAGAUCAGCUAAAGUUCUUCAUCAACAACAACAUCCGAGCGUACCGAGACGACAUCGACCUGCAGAACCUCAUCGACUUCACACAGGAAUACUGGGAAUGCUGUGGAGCAUACGGACCUGAGGACUGGAACCUGAACAUUUACUUUAACUGCACUGACACCAACCUGAGCCGAGAGAAAUGUGGAGUUCCCUUCUCCUGUUGCACUAAAGACCCUGCUGAGGACGUAAUAAACACUCAGUGUGGUUACGACAUCCGAGCUAAAGCUGAGUCAGAGCAGAAGACCUUCAUCUACACUAAAGGCUGCGUGCCGCAGUUUGAAAAAUGGCUGCAGGAGAAUCUCACAGUGGUGGCUGGAAUCUUCAUAGGAAUCGCACUACUGCAGAUAUUUGGGAUUUGUUUGGCUCAGAACCUGCUGAGUGACAUCGAGGCUGUGAGAGAGAGCUGUUUGUUCACUUGACCUCCUGAAGCCGGCGUCGUCUCAGCGUCCCGUCGAAGGAAGGAAGCCUUUUCACUUUCAUUUUUAUUUCUAAAACACAUUAAUUUACUGCUCAUGUGUCUGUUUCUGAACCGUACUUUUGCCUUCGUCAAUGACUGCAGUCUCUGCACUGUCCACCGGGGGUCAUGGUAGAGUCUCUGUAGAGUCUGUGUGUUCAAGCAGGUCAGAAAUAUUCCUUUAUAUUAAUUAAUGAGAGUGAGGAAGAAUUUUAUACACACUUUUAAAACUCAACACAAUCAACUGACAGAUAUUUCAUUCAUUUAUUUUUAACCUUGCUAACAGCUAGCGGAAGCUAGCAUCAUGCUAAUGGCUAAAAUUACCUCACACUCUUAUAAAAGCAGCUGUAAACUAGUCAGUGAACUUGAACUUGUCAUGAAUUAGAAGAACUUUCAGAUUUCAGCAAUGUAGCGGUCCGAAUAUUCCGCUACCUGUUAGUGAUAUUGGCCAUUCGGAUCAAUGUCUGAGGUAAAGGUAUUUUUAAAAAAACCUAGCAUAACUAAUUUUAGCAAAUAAACCAUAUUUCUUUUUGUCUCUGUACGACAGAUCGUUGCUUUUUCAUGCUAGGACAUUAGAAUCGUAGCUCGUGUUGACAUCAGAAAUGUACAUAACUGGGUGGAUUUCAGAGCACCGCUUUUUUGUGAUUAAUUGCUUACUAAAUCUGUUCAGGUAGCAGAAAAGCACUGCAUGUGUGCUGAAAUAAUAAUAUUAGCAUAAAGGCACCUAGUAUCGACAGCUGCUGCUUUAUAAUGAUUACAACUAUGGUAAUAUUUAAGACUUUGUCUCACGUCAUGUCUCAUAUUGUGUUAAAGUUGUGUUUAAGGAAUCCGAAUUUCAUUGUAAGUUCAGACGAAUUUAACUGCCGUUCUUUGAUUAUUGUUAAAACGACUAACGAUAGAUAUGCUAGCUAUGCUAAAGGGUUAAGCGAAAUAGCAAAAACAAAGCUAGUGUCUUGGAAGAGUUAAGUUCUUUUUUCGACAGUGAGAUGAAUCGAUUGAUAAAUAAUUAGCAGACAUUUGAUACUUGAAGAUGUUUAGCAUGUUAUUCGGUGCAGUAGCAUUAAAACACAUCUCACUUUUUUUUGGAAUAAAGUGUCGAUAGCAGGUGCUUUGUUGUUCUAGUGCUUUUGGUCAAUAUGAAUUUAAUAUUAUAGCUUAUAGGUUAUGUAAAUGUUCAGAAUGUUUUCCGUGCUAGCCGUGUGAGUAAGUUACUGGAUUUUCUGGGCUAUUUUCUGGGCUAUAAGUUGUAUAAGGAUGUUGUUACUGUGGAUUUGUUUUGGUUGGUAAAUUAGACAGUUAAAUGAUGUAGACAUUAUGAAUAAGAGACACAUUAGCACGAUUGCUAAGGAUUUUUUAAGGUUAAAUUGCACUUCCGUUAGCUUGGUGCUAAUUGAAAAUCUCGCUAGCAGACACUAAUAAUAAAAUGUACUAAAGUGCACUUCAGGUGAAGUGCACUUUAUUUAGUGUGGUGUCUGGUUCACUCUGGAGUAACUAAUAGUCCAGAAAAUACAGUAAAUUAGCUUAUGUAAUUAGCUUAUCUAAAUAGAGAAAAAGUUUUGAUGCACUUAAGGAAGACUGACGUAAAUACUAAAAGUACUAAUGCUGUGUUUUUUAUGAAUGGUAUAAAUCCAGCACUUGUGUUUGAGAUCUAAACAGGGUUUUAUUCUCUUAGACAGACUCACUGCUUGUGUGUUGUUGUGGUUGAUGUGAUUUGUUGAAGUCUUUUUACAGGAUUGUAUUUGAGAACAGAAUUUAUUCUCCCUCCUGAGACGAGGUGAGAUGUGUGGACAAUAAAGUUUGAUAUGUUUUGGUAAAA
Tachysurus fulvidraco (yellow catfish) is the source of this 2885-nucleotide messenger RNA. RefSeq names its product tetraspanin 5b (gene tspan5b). The record is from RefSeq and is a predicted model, not a curated record. Gene Ontology annotation, biological process: protein maturation; regulation of vascular endothelial growth factor signaling pathway; protein localization to plasma membrane. Lineage: Eukaryota; Metazoa; Chordata; Actinopteri; Siluriformes; Bagridae. The transcript is spliced from 9 exons. Gene Ontology annotation, cellular component: membrane. Bases 219 to 1034 code for a protein of 271 amino acids.